AUGUCUGUCGAAGCCCCCAAGCCUGUUGAGGAGACACCUGUCGUCGAGGUCCCCAAGACUCUGCCUGAACAGCCAGAGGCCUCGACUGCUCCCGCAGAUACAACUGUCCCGGCUCCCGCCGAGCCCAUUGAGACUACACCCGCCGAGACAGAAGAGCCGGUCGUUGCUGCUGCUGCCGCCACCACCGAGGAGCCGAAGAAGGAUGAGGCUGUUGUCGAUGUUUUCCCUGCGUCAGAAGGCGUCCUGGGAUACAAAGAACCCACUUUCUUCAAGAAAUUCAUUUUCACAAAACACUACUUUUGGCUCCAAGAAGAGCCGUCCACGGCCGAAUCCUUGACCAACUUCUUGCGUUCCGAGAAGGCUGAUACCAAACACUCCGAUGCUGCGUGGGCACGUGAGACUGGAAAAGGCCUGCUCUUCUACUCCAAGCGUGUCGAAGACAAAGCUACCCCUGCUGGUAUCAUCAAUCUGACCGACGCUUCUACCGUCACCAAGGAAGGGUUCAACCAAUUCUCAUUCAAGGCUGGCGCUCACCAACACCGUUUCGAGGCUGCCACCUCCAAGGAACGUGACAGCUGGAUUCUCGCCGUUGAGAAGAUCAUCGAGGAGACCAAAGGAUUGAAGGACGAGAUCACCGGGCGCGACAGCUACAAGAAGAAUCUCGAGGAAUUCUCUAAACCUGCAUUGGGCUCGGCUGCAGCUGCCGUCAAAACUUCCCGCUCCAAAUCCAAGGAACCCAAAAAGUCGGUUGAUGCUGCGACUGCUGCAGAGGCGGCGGCUACUACCAGCGACACCGAUGAAGUUGCCAAGCCCAAUAAUACCGAGCGAUCCCAGUCCCGCAAGCGUGGUAGCAUCUUUGGCAACCUUCUCGGCAAAAAGGAUGAACAUGCUGCCGAGAAGAAGGAAGAGAAGGCCGAGGCCAAGAAGGAGAUAAAGGAAGAGAAGAAGGCCGAAGCCGCCGAGAAGAAAGAGGAGGCCAAGGAAACCAAAGAAACCGGCAAAGCUGUGGAUGCUGCAGAAGCUGCCGCUGUCGCUGCUGGUAACCAAGUCCCAGCUGCCGUGACCACCUCCGACAAGAAGGAAGAGAAGGAAGAUUCCAGCCCUGUCGAGAAGAAGGGUAAGCGCGGGUCUGUCUUCGGCUCUCUGUUCAAGAACCGCAUGGCCAGCCCAACUGCCGAGAAAUCUGAGAAGGAAGCUGUGGCAACCAGCGAUGUUCCCCCAGUCUCGGAGACCGCUCCCAAACUUGAAGAGCCCAUCGAGAACAAGCCAAUCGACACCGCCGCCGUAACCGCCCCGGUCGACACAGUCGCCACACCCCUUGCUGCCGAGGAGGCUGCCAAGGAGCCUACAGCGGCUGAGACAACCGCCGCCCCGAAGACCGACAAGAAGGGUGGUUUGCUAGGCUUCAUCAAGAAGACCGAAGCUAAGCUCGAGGGCAAGAAGGAUGUUAAGGAAGAGACCAAGGAAGACAAAGCGGGAGAGGCUAUCGCUCAAGAUCCUGUUGCCGCCGCCAGCGCCGAUCCUGCCGAGCCCGUCAGCGCUCACCAGGCCGUCACCACCGAACCCUCGACCGAGACUUCCGCUCCUACCACCGAGGAACGUCCUGUCCGUGACAACAAGCGUCGCACUUCCCUCUUCUUCAACAAGAAGCAGCCGGAGACGACGGAGGCUGAUGAUACUGUCGCCGAGCCCAAGCGUGAAAAGUCUCCUCUCCCAGGAGGCAAGUUCAUCGGUCAACUGGUCCGUCGCGCUAGCAAAGCGAUCAAGUCUGAUGGCGCUAAGGAGAAGACUCCGGCCGAGACAACUGCGCCAGCUACCGCAUCAACCGAAGCCACCACCUCCACAUCUGAGACCCCGGCCGCUGUUACUGACACUACCGAGCCCACACCAGCUGAGCCAGUCACUGCCGAGCCUAUCCAUUCGACCCCAGAACCUGUCGCGACAACGGUGCCUGAGGUCAAGGCGACAGCUUGA
Messenger RNA from Cladophialophora carrionii CBS 160.54, 1974 nucleotides. RefSeq lists its product as uncharacterized. Bases 1 to 1974 code for a protein of 657 amino acids. Lineage: Eukaryota; Fungi; Ascomycota; Eurotiomycetes; Chaetothyriales; Herpotrichiellaceae. The transcript is spliced from 5 exons. The record is from RefSeq and is a predicted model, not a curated record.